This is a messenger RNA of Amaranthus tricolor (Joseph's coat), 3269 nucleotides long. RefSeq lists its product as uncharacterized. Gene Ontology annotation, biological process: rRNA processing; RNA methylation; regulation of DNA-templated transcription. The transcript has 17 exons. Lineage: Eukaryota; Viridiplantae; Streptophyta; Magnoliopsida; Caryophyllales; Amaranthaceae. The record is from RefSeq and is a predicted model, not a curated record. Gene Ontology annotation, molecular function: rRNA methyltransferase activity; RNA binding. Bases 223 to 1908 code for a protein of 561 amino acids.
AUAAUUUUUUUAAGUUUUUACGAAUAAAAGUAAAAACCUGUCAAAAAAGUGAAAAACUUUCCACUAAAAUAAAAUUUUACACUAAUGGAAGUGGUCUAAAUAGCAAUGCCCCGUCCUCAGUCCUCAUAGGCUCAUAGCCAUGCCCAUAGGGCACAGGAGUAUUUAUUACUCUGUUUCAAUCCAUUAUUUCAGAAAAAAAAGGUUGGACAGACUUAUUGAAAAAUGGAGACAUCCAUGACCAUCACCAGUUUCAAUCCACUGUCACCCUCCUUUAAAACAUACUCCUAUAACUAUGCUUCUUACCCCUCAAUUCCCCCGAAACCCAUUUUCAUUAAACGCUCAAUUACGACAAAUCCACCGAUUAUCAGCCAUGGACAUUUGCAAAAGAAUCAGUCUUUUUCUUCCUCAAAGCCCAGAACUAUAGACACUACUUUUCCUCUCCGCAGAAAAGGUGUGCUUGAUUCUAAUGAGAAUACCCACAAGCUUAAUUCUCAGAUUUCAUCUCAUAGAGCUGUUGCUGCUGUGAGAUUGAUGCGGAUUGAGUUUGGUGGAGCUUAUGCUGAUCUUUUAAAUGAGAGAGGAAAAGGUUCAGGGAACAACGAGAUGGAAUAUGUUGAAAGGACUCUAGGAUUCCGCACCAACGACCUGAAUGAAAAAGAUCUGAGAUUGGUUACAGAAAUUGUGAAUGGUACGAUUCGUUGGCGAAGAUAUCUUGAUUUUCUUAUUGUUUGUUUGUGCCAUGAUGAAAGGUCCUUUAGGAACAUAGAACCUCUUCUGUUACAGAUCCUUAGGGUUGGAGUGUAUGAGAUUGUAAAACUGGAAAAACCACCAUAUGCUGUUGUUAACGAGAAUGUCAAGUUAGCGAAGUUUGCUCUCAGACCAGGUGCAGGAAACAUGGUGAAUGGAAUUCUUCGAAAACUAGUUUUUCUCAAGGAUAAAGAUUCUCUUCCUGUACUGAAGAUGGAUGGUGAUGACCGGGCUCAAGCACGAGCCCUUGCCACUACUUAUUCUCAUCCAGUGUGGAUGGUAAGACGGUGGACCAAGUAUCUUGGACAAGAAGAAGCUAUAAAACUAAUGAUGUGGAAUAACACAGAUCCAAGCUUCAGCUUGAGGGCCAAUAUUGCAAAAGGAUUUAACCGUGAAGACCUUAUGAUGAAGCUUAACAUGUUGAAGGUUCCCCACAAACCUUCCUCACAUUUGGAUGAUUUUGUCUGUGUUGAAAGCGGGAUGCAGACUGUGAUACAAACUGGAUUGUUGAAAGAAGGCUUGUGCUCUGUUCAGGAUGAGAGUGCAGGUCUAGCUGUUUCUGUUCUUGAUCCACAGCCUGGUGAUCACAUUAUUGAUUGUUGUGCUGCUCCUGGAGGAAAGACACUCUUCAUGGCCUCUCGCUUGAAUGGUCAAGGUAUGAUAUCUGCAACUGACAUAAAUAAAGGUCGUCUACGAAUACUUGAAGAAACAGCCAAGUUGCAAUGCGUCGAUAAUGUGAUCACUUGCAUUCACAGUGAUCUUCGGACCUUUGCAGAUAAUAGGAAUUUGAAAUUUGAUAAAGUUCUGCUAGACGCUCCAUGUUCUGGCCUUGGUGUACUUUCUAAAAGGCCAGAUUUGCGUUGGAAUAGGAAGUUGGAAGACAUGGAAGAGCUAAAGAAUUUGCAGGAUGAGCUUUUGGAUGCUGCUUGCAAGCUCGUCAAAACAGAUGGUGUAUUUGUGUAUAGUACCUGCUCCAUCGAUCCUGGAGAAAAUGAAGACAGGGUAUCUGCUUUUCUUCUUAGACAUCCGGAAUUCCAAAUAGAUCCAGUACAAAGAUAUGUUCCAUCAGAGUUUUCAACUGCACAUGGGUUUUAUCGCUCAUGCCCAGUGAAACAUGCAAUGGACGGAGCUUUUGCUGCACGCCUUGUUCUCCGGCAGUAAGAGUACAAAAGCCAUCUGAUGUCGUAGCAGCAGCAGCUUUUGAGACUGUCGAUAGGAAACACAAGGAAAAUCAGCCGAUGAGGUAGCAUGCAAUUUUAUAGUCGUUUAGUGCAUCUUUUCCCCUUUUUAUUAGUACCUGCAACUGAACAAAAGUUAAAUUGCUUCCCAUGUUACCCUUGUUACUACAGAAUGAUGUCGAUAAGCUUGUUUAGCUGAUGAGUAAAACAAGAAGCGUAUUCUUAGAUAAGAUUGUCUAUUAAUACAACGUGGUCAUACUGGGUUUCAAUAAAUAUGCUACAUAUAUUUUGGGGGUCUAAUGUCAAAUGGGCCAAAAACUAGGACAUUGGCACAAAAUGCAUGAGCUUUAUGGGAUUGCAACGACAAAGAAAGGGCUUGUUAAUUGCAAUUGUGGUGAUGAUAAUAGUUUAGAGCCAAGUUUUAUACGAUACUUGUUCUGAAUUCUGAUGAAAAUUGUGCAUUUCCUAGAAAGUGCAAGCUGAUUUUUAUAUAUGUCUAAGUUAUGAGAAUAUACAAUGCAACACCUAUGAUUACUUUUAAUAGAUUAAAGAAGGUACUAAUGUAUAUUUACGACUGUUUAAGCCUCCAUCUUCGACAGCACAAUGACUAGCAAUAAACAUGAAGAGCUGAACUACCGUAAGGAAGAAAAAGCAGAGUAAUAGAAUAAUAAUCCGAAGACUAUGUUACUUCUUACAAAUUGAUGGUCAUUUAUUGAUUCAAAAAGCUUUCCAUGAUUGAUGAUAAGGCUCUAGGGUUGGAUGGCUUCAAUAACAAGUUCUUCAAAGCCUCUUGGUUAGUACUUGGUCCUAAUAUUGUCAACGCUAUACAUGAGUUUUUUGAGAACUGUAAACUUUUGAAGACCUUGAAAAUUACUUAACUCCGAUUCCAAUUUCAUGCUAUCAUGUCUUGUACAAAUGCAUCUCUUAGUUAAUUUGUUUUCAACUUAGAAUCGUACUUGGUAGCAUAAUUGAUCAAGCCCAAGGAGCUUUUGCAGCAGAUAGAAGCAUUCUCCACAACAUACUUACUUUGUUAGCUUGUUGUAAACACUACAACAUGAUAAGCUACGGUCGUUUGAAGAUUGACCUAAGAUACAAUGGUCUGGAACUUCAUUAACAAGGUGCUUGUAUCCCUGAACUUCCCUGCUCAUUUUAUUAAAGAUGGUAAUGGUUUGCCUAGUGUUACAAAAUUCGCUAAUUUUCUCGCGAAUCGUGAAUCAAAAAAAGCGAAUUAUGGUUGGUUUUAGGCUAUAUUUAUUGGUCAUUUUGAGUGAAUCACGAAUUCGAAAAGCAAAUUAGCCAACAAAUUAUGUAACAUUGGUUUGCAUAGUUGCAUAUCCUCUGCAA